Triticum turgidum subsp. durum (durum wheat) is the source of this 987-nucleotide messenger RNA. Lineage: Eukaryota; Viridiplantae; Streptophyta; Magnoliopsida; Poales; Poaceae. The record is from the annotation of a GenBank genome assembly.
AUGGGCAGCUCACUCGGGUCCGGCGACACAAUGAAGGUCGGCAUGGGCAGCUCGCUCGGGUCCGGCGACACCAUGAAUGUCGGGCCAGCAAAGAAUGAUGCCUCCGAGUCCUCCUCCAUCUUAGUCAGAGGCUCCGGCUUCUUCUUGGACCGGUCGAUCGACGAAGCGAGGCCGGCGAAGGGCGAUGCCUCCAUCACGGUCGGAGGCGUCACCUUCUUCUCCAACCAGUCGACCGACACCACAGGGCCAGCCAAGAGUGUCGCCGCCUCCAAGUCUGCCACCAUCUCAGUCGAAGGCUCUGCCUUCUUCUCCGACCGGUCGAUCGACGGAGCAGGGCCAGCGAACGAUGUCACCACCGAGUCUGCCACCAUCUCAGUCAUAGGCUCUGCCUUCUUCUCGGACAGGCCGACCGACGACAUCGGGCCAGCGGAGAUUGAUGCCUGCGAGGCUGCCACCAUCUCAGUGGGAGGCCUCGGCUUCUUGUCGCAUCGGUCGACGGAUGGCGCGCGGCUCGCCGGCCUCUUCCAGUUUUCCCUCGGCGUCUCCACGCGGCCGAGGCGCUCGACGCCACCGUUCAAACUCUCGGCACGGCGGAGCGUCUUGUCAGUGGCCCAGCUGGAGCUCCGCGAAGCACGUCCAGGAAGGUCGGCCUUGUCCUUGAUCCAGCUUCGGCUCAUCGAGGCACGUCCAGGCUGCUGCUUCUUGCUGUCCAGCUCCACACGAGCCGUGUACACCGCCGGAGGAGGCGUCAGGAGGUGGCAGCGCGCCGGGGUAGGCAGCAACGGCGGCAGAGUCGUGGCGACAUGGCUAGCCAUCUCUGCAAAACACAGGACACAGCAAAGAACAGAGAGACCAAGUGAUUGCACAAGCGAAACAAGUAAAAGGAACAAUUGCGAUGCUGAAAUUCAAAUGAUGAUCGGAGAAGAAAGAGAAAACUUGCCGGAUUCUUUGCUCGCCGCCGUCGAGAGAAGCUCGUCGGGUUGCUAG